Vicia faba (fava bean) is the source of this 486-nucleotide messenger RNA. The record is from the annotation of a GenBank genome assembly. Lineage: Eukaryota; Viridiplantae; Streptophyta; Magnoliopsida; Fabales; Fabaceae.
AUGUUUGUUUUAACAUCUGUUAAUCUUGUGUGCUUUUGUGGACAUUCUAAACCAGAAGAGGAUAACAUCUUUGCACGGGCACAGCAGCAUAUAGCUAUGCAGAAAAUAGCUUUGGAAGUGGUUGGGCUAAAUAUUCCAGGAGUCGAAAGAGGCCCAACAAACGAAGAAAGCCCCAGUAAAGUUGUUUGUUUAACUCAGGCCGUCACUACUGAACAAUUAAAUGAUAAUGGAGAAUAUGAAGAGAUAUUGGAAGACAUGCGGGAUGAAUGCUGCAAAUUUGGGACCUUGAUGAAUGUUGUUAUUCCUCGUCCAAAUCCAAACGGAGAGCUGUCUGCAGGUAUUGGAAAGGUUUUCUUGGAAUACGCUGACUGUACUGCUUCUUUAGCUGCAAAAAAUGCUCUAAAUGGCAGGAAAUUUGGGGGUAAUAUUGUGACUGCUGUUUACUAUCCGGAAGAAAAUUAUCAUAGUAUGGAGUAUGAUUUAUAA